Messenger RNA from Sitodiplosis mosellana (orange wheat blossom midge), 635 nucleotides. Its product is annotated as cuticle protein CP14.6-like. Bases 45 to 386 code for a protein of 113 amino acids. The transcript is spliced from 3 exons. Gene Ontology annotation, cellular component: chitin-based extracellular matrix. The record is from RefSeq and is a predicted model, not a curated record. Lineage: Eukaryota; Metazoa; Arthropoda; Insecta; Diptera; Cecidomyiidae. Gene Ontology annotation, molecular function: structural constituent of chitin-based larval cuticle.
UGCUUUCGUGGAUUAACCAAACCAAGCCAAAAAAAACCGUCAAAAUGAAAUUUGUUAUCGUAUUCGCUGCCCUCAUCGCUGCCUCAGCCGCUGCUCUUCUCCCAGGCGCCACACAAGACGCACAAGCCUACAUCGUCAGCCAACAAGCCGACAUCGACCCAUCAGGAAACUACCAAUAUGCAUCACAAACCAGCAACGGAAUCUCAGCCCAAGUCAAAGGUACAUUGAACCAAGCACGUUCAGUUGACGCCAGCCCAUCAUAUGCCGUACAAGGACAAUACUCAUACACCGGACCAGACGGUCAAGUCUACACCAUUAACUAUAUCGCUGAUGAGUUCGGUUACCGUGCGUCAGGUGCUCAUUUGCCAGUUGCCCCACAAGCUUAAUUUAAUGUUCAAUCGUUGUUUUUAUUGAAAACUAAAUGUAAAUAAAAGAAAAUUGUUGAAAUUUAUUUAAAAACAAAAACGUAUCUUUCAUUCACUGGAGGAGUCUAAGUUACAGCUCGUGUCAUUUGAGAUUUUUUACUUGUUCAAUAAGUUAAAAAAAAUGAAUACAAGGAAAAUCACAAAUGACGCCUCUCCAUUUCAGACUAAAUUAAACAUAGUGAAUAAGGUGUGAGUUCAAGUGACAAAAAA